AUGCUAGAUGAUGUAGAAGAAGUCAUGAAAAAUAAAGACAAAUAUUUCGAUAGUGCCAAUUCCAUUUUAUCAACUGCUUUAAAAUAUGGAUCAAUAAACGUCUUCAAAUUCAUUUUUGAACAGCCAGAUUUAUAUAAAUCUGUUGACCCUGUCGAUGCUGUUAAAGGUGGUAACCUAGAGCUCUUCAAAAUUGUUGCUGAGAGUGGUGUGAAUCUCGACAAAUGCCUCAGAGCUGCUGUUAGAUACCACAGAAACGAAUUUGCUGAUUAUUUGAUGCAUAAUUACACAUUUCCAAAAAUCACUGCAAAAACUUGUUUAAGAGCAACAAACUUGAGAGCUUUCUUCUGCUUGAUUGAUCAUGGUUUCAAUGUCAAUGAACAUGAGCUAAAUCAUCCAAAUUGUUUGAAUGUUGCAUCAUACUUCAAAGACAUGAAACUCAUUAAUUUCUUGAUGAGAGACAUGUGUUCUCAAGUUGUUGAAUAUUCGAAAUAUGAAGAUGAACAUCCAUUGAUUUUGGCUACAAAAGAAAAAGAUUUCAGUCUCAUAGAAUUUCUUAUCAAAAUGAGACGUUUCAAUAUUAACAUGUAUGCAGAAAAUGGUCCAUAUGUUAGUGAUAUGAAUCCAGUUUUAGUUGCCGUUGAGGAAAAUGAUGUUGAAUUGUUAAAACACUUGAUUUCAUUGGGUGCUGAAAUGAAAUUUACUAGAAUUGAUUAUGAUACUCUUUUAACGUUUGCAAUCAGAAAGAAAUGUUCGAUUGAUAUGAUAAAGUUCUUGGUUGAAGAGUGCAAACUUAACGUCAACGCAAAAAUUCGAGAUGUUUGUGCUGGCUAUGAAAUUCAAUAUUGUUUUUCAUGA
Molecule: messenger RNA, 855 nt
Organism: Trichomonas vaginalis G3
Lineage: Eukaryota; Parabasalia; Trichomonadida; Trichomonadidae
Product: protein ubiquitination
Exons: 1
Coding region: 1-855 (284 amino acids)
Molecular function (GO): protein binding
Source: RefSeq, a predicted model, not a curated record